UGUAGUUCUCCCCUUAAACCACACCUCACCGCUUACAUUUAAUCUAAUAACAAAACGGUAAUUUAGAAAUAUCUGUUCUGGGACCACUUGGAGUAAACGAAAUAGUUGAAAUGGGCAUAUAAAACAGUACUUUGUUUAAAGUAAAACUUAAAAUUGUGGUAAUAAUUCAUAUUUCAUUUUGUUAAUUGACUAAUGUGUAGUGACCGCGCCUACCUCGCUGUUCAUCUGGUGUUUGUUUGAAGUGCAAUCGUUAAAUGGUUAUGAUCCUAAAAUCGGUCGUCAGGUAAUUUAGUCUUUAUCUUAUCAUAUCAUAUUACAGUAGAGGCUCGUCAUUAUGUUAACAAAACAGUUAGUGUUGGUCUUCAUAGCGACAAGUUUAUUUGUUAUCACUGCUAGAGAAGUACCAUCGCCACCCAGAAUAGUAAAGCAGCCCCCAACAGAUGAAGUAUUGUUUCAAGUUGGGGCAGAUGAAAAUGAUAAACCAUUUUACAUCGAAUGUGAAGCCAUAGGUGAACCUGCACCGAGAUACCGCUGGAUAAAAAACGGCAAACAUUUCGAUUGGCAGGCAUACGACGAUAGAAUAUCCCAACAACCCGGUAGAGGUACCCUAUCAAUAGCUAAGCCUAAAGAUGUAGAUAUUGGUCAGUACCAGUGUUUUGCUGAAAAUGAGUGGGGUGUGGCUACCUCUAAUUCUGUGUUCAUGAGAAAGGCUGAAUUAAAUUCAUUCAAAAUUGCACCUCCAUUAGCAGCUACAGGGCAAGAAGGCGAACCAUUUAAACUUAGUUGUCAACCACCUGAUGGGUGGCCUAAACCAAAAGUAUAUUGGAUGAUACAAUAUACCACUGAUGGUUUCAAAUCGAUAAAUAACUCGCGUAUGACACUGGAUCCUGAAGGAAACCUUUGGUUUUCUAAUUUAACAAGGGAAGAUGCUAGUGAUAACUUCAUGUAUGCCUGUGCUGCAUCUUCAUCUACCAAAUUAGAAUAUAAACUGGGUAAUAGAGUCUUACUUAAUGUAAUCGCUUCAGGUGUUUCUCCAUCUCAAAACAAACACGAGCCUGUUCUCCAAUAUGUAACUAGGAAGAAUGAAGUAGCGUUAAGAGGGAAAAGCGUUGAACUUUUUUGUAUCUUUGGUGGAACACCUCUACCCCAAACUGUAUGGUCUAAAAACGGAAAGUUAAUACAUUCCUCCGAUAAAAUUACCCAGGGGAAUUAUGGUAAAUCGCUAAUAAUAAAAAUGGUCGAUUUUGACGACGAGGGAACUUAUAGUUGCGAAGUUAGUAACGGAGUUGGUGAACCAAAAUCGUAUUCAAUAAACUUACAAGUGUUGGCCGUACCGUAUUUCACGCAAGAACCACAGUUUGUCACUGCAGCAGAAGAUGAAACUGUUGAAUUCCAUUGUGCAGCAUCUGGUGUUCCAGAACCUCAAAUUAAGUGGAUACAUAAUGGUAAACCUAUUGCAGAGGCUCCUCCAAAUCCAAGAAGAAAAGUGACCAGUAAUAGUAUUAUCAUUGAAAGAGUUACGCGAGCUGAUACUGGAAAUUAUGGCUGUAAUGCCACUAACUCGUUGGGAUAUGUUUACAAGGAUGUUUAUGUUAAUAUUCUUGCUUUGGCUCCAGAAAUCACAGAAGCACCAAGAGAUCAAGAGGCAGUUGAUGGUAAAGAUAUAAAUAUGACUUGUAAAGUUUAUGGUGCUCCCAAGCCACAAGUAAAGUGGAUACAUAAUGGUAAAGAACUAACUGGAGGUAGAUAUUCGGUAUUGGAAAGUGGAGACCUUCAUAUAAGCAAUAUACAAUUCGACGAUAGUGGCACAUACACUUGUUAUGCAGAAAAUAAGUUUGGAAAAACGAAUGCUACCUGCUCAUUUUUAGUAAAAGAACACACCCGUAUCACUGACGGACCUGAAGAUUACGAAGUUCAAGCAGGGACACCUGCUACGUUUAGAUGUAAUGCUGUAUCUGACCCAUCUUUACCUCUCGAAAUUAUUUGGUUAAGUAACGAAUCCCCGAUUGAUUUCGAAGGCGAACCACGAUUCGUUAAAUCCUCCGAUUAUUCACUUACGAUUACGAAAACUAUUGAAUUAGAUUCAGGAACCUACACGUGUGUAGCCAAAACAGACCUUGACGAAGCCAGUGCAUCGGCCAUUCUUAUUGUCCAAGAUGUACCAAACCCACCUGUUAUUCAAAGAACGACCUGUGCCAAGAAAGACGCAACAUUGGAAUGGAAACCUAUGGGAGAUAAUAGGGCUCCUAUUUUGAGAUACACAAUUGAAUACAACACAAGCUUUACUCCCGAUGUCUGGGAAGUUAUGUAUGAAUCUGUACCUGCUGCAGACACCAGUUACACUCUUCCCCUCAGCCCAUGGGCUAAUUACACCUUUAGGGUAAUUGCUUGGAAUAAAAUAGGUCCUUCUCAGCCUUCUGGCCAUUCAGAUAUUUGUACAACUGGCCCUGAAGUUCCUCAUAAAAAUCCUGACAAUGUGGAAGGAAGAGGAAAUCAACCGGAUAAUCUAGUAAUUAGAUGGACCCCCAUGCCCGAAAUUGAGCACAACGCUCCCCGAUUUUCUUACAGAAUUUACUGGAAACGAGACAUACCAGGUGAAGACUACAAUGUGGAGGAUAUCCUUGAUUGGAGACAAAGCCAGUUUGUAGUCAAUAACGAACCGUCUUUCCAACAAUAUCGCAUUAAAGUGAUUGCUAUGAAUGAAAUUGGAGAAGCAAAUGUAGCACCUAAAGAAGUUAUAGGGUACUCGGGGGAAAAUGAACCAUUGCAAGCACCUGGAAAUUUUACAUUAGUAGAAGUUCAGUCAGCUACUACAGCAUUAUUGAGUUGGAGUCCUGUUCCUCUAGAUUCAGUAAGAGGUCAUUUUAGAGGGUACAAGAUCAAAACAUGGACCGAUACUUCCAACGGCCACAGGGAAAUCCAGGUACAAGGAGAUGCUACCAAAGCUUUAGUCACGAAUUUGGUUCCUUUCUCAAAGAAUCACGCUCAAGUUUAUGUAUACAACGACAAAUAUAACGGACCUCCAAGUGAAACUCUCAGCUUCGAUACACCUGAAGGGGUUCCUGGUCCUAUAGCAUCGUUAGAAGCGCAUCAUAUGGGUUCAGAAGCAUUCUAUCUGAUAUGGAAAAAGCCUGAACAGCCAAAUGGAAUUCUUACUGGUUACAAUAUUUAUUAUGCUGUAGUUAAUGGUACAAAUGUCGGUGAGAAAAUACCCAGGCAGCCACAAAUCACAGACCCUAAUCAGCUUCGUGCCAAGCUUUCAAAAUUAAAACCUAACGUUAAAUACCGUCUUUAUGUUAGUGCCACAACAUCUGCAGGGGAAUCAGAUCCGUACUUCAUCGAACGUACCACAAGAAGUAUCAGCUCCAGCAGACCGUCAGUACCAUCUUUCACUUGGCAGAGAGAAACAACAGAAAACAAUAUGGUUGCAAUAAAAGUACUUUGGCAUCCAAAUCUAUCUGGAAGACCGGGUUCACACUUUUUCGUAAAAUACAGGAAGAAGGGGGAACCUGACUGGGCGGAAACUGAUCCAGAAUAUUAUGAAGACUUCCUUAUGGUUAGAGCCCUUGAGCACGAUGAAAUAUACGAGUUUAUUUUGGUGGCUGCCGAUGGAACUUACUACACUGAAAGUGAAAUACAAGAAGUCGAUACUUACGGAUCAGAUGGGCCGAUUAUACAACCGAGAGAAAAUGUUGCAACUGCCGGAUGGUUUAUUGGAAUGAUGCUUGCAAUUGCAUUUUUAAUUCUUGUCCUUAUCAUUGUAUGUAUUGUGAAGAGGAAUAGAGGUGGAAAAUACGCCGUACAUGAAAGGGAACAAGCCAAUGGAAGAAGAGACUACCCUGAAGAGGGUGGUUUUCAUGAAUAUUCACAGCCAUUGGACAAUAAGUCACAUGGUAGAGCUUCAAUGAGUAGUGAAGCAAAAGUGGGACCUGAAAGCGAUACCGACUCUAUGGCGGAAUAUGGUGAAGGAGAUACAGAAGGUAUGAAUGAAGAUGGCUCAUUUAUUGGUCAGUAUGGCCGAAAAGCUAGACCAGGGGAAACAACAUCUCAGGGAUUUGCAACUCUUGUGUGAAAUGUCGUUUUACUGAAGAUGGAUCUUUCAUUGGCCAAUAUGUACCAAGCAACAUGAAACAGUUAGGUGCAGUUCCUGCAGUCUCUCAGCCAAGUACCGUGGCAACGUAUGUUUAGCCUUAUCCUUUAAUUAACACUCAUUAUCAGUUAUCGUCAACGUUUAAUAAUUGUACAGCUUAAGUGUCAAUAAGUAGUUAUUCGAAAAUGCCUUUUCACGCCGAUUGGCAUUUUUCUGUACCGCUUUGCACGAUAUAUUGGUCAAGAUCUUUUUUGUGUUCCAUAUUUAAAGUAUAAAUUCGUCCAAUUUUGUAUUUAACUCUUAAGUUGUAAAGUUACUUUUUACAGCUAGUCACCAAAAAUGAUUGAAGGUUACAAAAAUAAUUUUACUCUAGGUCAAAUUGUAUCCUUAACUUUAAGACAAUUAAUGAAUUCAGAGUAAAAUUAUGUUGCUCAUUGAAGUAGAUUUUUAUUUUUAUCCUUUUUGAUGGCUAAUUGUAAUGAACUUGUUUUCUCCAUCAUAUAGGAUUGCAUAUUGCAUACACAAUGUAGAUAAAUUAAGUAUAUAUUUAUAUUUUUGUGCCUUUUCAGUUAUAUUUAUCUGAAAAUAUUAUCUACAGCUAUAUGCAUAAUUUAAUUAAUCAACUGAAUCAAAAUAAUGUGCUGAGGAAUUUAAAUGUGUGAUCUGGAAAAAAUACUUAAGUAUAAAUAGUUCAUUGUACUCUUUAUUAUUAACGGUGUAAAUCCCGGAAAAUCAAACGAAUAAUAUUUCUAGCUUUUACUCUUUGAUUUUUGAUAUUUGUAUGAAAUGUUAAAAUAGUUUACUUCACAUUUUAUGUACAUUUAAGGUAGUUUUGUAUGUUUAUUAGUUUAUGACGAAAAAUUGAUUCAACUGCCUAAAGCCCCCAUAUUUCAAUUUUUAAUUCAUGACGUCUAAUUGGCUAAUCUCUUAUUUUAUAAUAUGAAUCUCAAGAAUCGAUAUUAAUUUAUACAUAUUAAUAGGCAACUAGGUUUAUGAGUUUGUUUAGAAUGAACGAAUAACAUUAUGUGAAGUCUCUUCUACUUAAUACGCAUCCACUUCUUAAAGUUCUGCAGAUGGGGAGGUGCUAACAUUAGUUACUUGUUGUAUGAUUGUUGCUUGUUGCAAUUCAGGACUUUUUUGUCAUUUUCAGUCUUUACCUUCAGCGUUGUAAAUUACUCUAUGUGGAGGAAUGCACUCUUAUAUAAAAAUACAUCUUAAUAUCAAAUGAUGUAUAAAAAAAUUUCUAUUUCUACCUAAUCUGGCAAGUGUUUUUUAAACGUUCGUAAACUUUUUCGCUAUAGUACCGUAAUACAGAUAUACAUUUUGUAAAUUUUACAUCUUUAGGUGUAUAAGGCAACAGAAAAAAAUGCUUUUAGUGGCAGUAUUGCUCGAUACUCAUAAAUAUUUGUUUAGUGGUAGUUGCAAAAGUUUCAACUUUGUGAAUAUAAAAACUUGCGGCUAUAGUUGGUGUCAAACGUCACUUUUCUGUGUAACCUUAGGAUUUCGCAGCAGCUGUAUUAACAAGAAUAAUCAAACUGAGUUGUACCGUAGAUUAGGUAAUAGUAAAACUUGAAGAAAACAUAAAAAUAUCUCACUGACCUUUGCAAUAUUUUAAUACAUAUAUAUGCGAAUAAAUAUACAGGGUAGAUCCGGUUGUUAUCUUGUUAUUUAAGUAAGAAUAUUCCUCUUUUUGUUGUAUAAAUAUAUUUUUUUUUUCUUAUUUAUUUACAACGAAGUAUCAGAAUAUUUUUUUUGUAUUUCGUACGGAUUUAUUUUCUAAUUAUUUGUCUUUACGGAUCAAUUACUAUAUUGCCUGAAUGUAAAGAUAACAAUCUGAGGUGUGAUGCGAAAAAGAAACAAUUUUAUAAAUAGGAAAGUUAGUUUUUUUUUUUUAUUCUACUUGGUCUGAUAUUUUUAUGUGUUAAGCAGCUUUUGUAAAACUAUUGUAUGCACUCAACUAUUUCAUUCUCAAAUGCUUGUACGUUUGAUUGAACAUUAGCUCUUUAUUUAUGUAUUAGACUAUUUAUUAUAAGAUGUUUUUUAUGAAGCGUUAUGAGUUUUGCACCGAAUAAAAUUUUUAAUUAUUA
Messenger RNA from Agrilus planipennis (emerald ash borer), 6177 nucleotides. Its product is annotated as neuroglian. The record is from RefSeq and is a predicted model, not a curated record. Lineage: Eukaryota; Metazoa; Arthropoda; Insecta; Coleoptera; Buprestidae. The transcript is spliced from 17 exons. Bases 335 to 4072 code for a protein of 1245 amino acids. Gene Ontology annotation, molecular function: protein binding.